UCGCGCACGGUGUAAACGUAGUCCUUGUAUAGGCUGCGGCCUAAAUGUACGGUGUAAACGUAGCCAGUGUGUCCGUUGAACGCGGUCCAUCUGGGUCUCCAUUAGUCGACCUCGUCCUCGUGUCAGUUGUUACUCGCAAGUUAGCGGCAGUGGUCAUUACUUCAUUCAAAUAACAUUUGAGGGAAUUGCUUGUCGGUUGUUUGAAUGCAAAUCAGUUGUGGAAUUUAAUAUAUCUUUCGAAACGACACGGUAAAAGAGAGAGAAGAGAGGUGGAAGUUGAAAGAUGAAAUAAUUAUAUGGUAUAAUUGGCAAGCCAAUCCUAAGGGAUCAUUCAUUAUAUAAAGAGUCAGCAGAAUCACUAAACUAAUAAACACACAGUGGCAUUUGUUGAUCAGGUGGAAUUUAUAAAGAGAAUCGAUUGAUAAAUAUUGAUAGCAAAUUAACAAAGUAUAUGAAAAAAACAAAGAUCCUUUAUCACAAUGAUAGUUAGAGCUUUAUGCAAUACCUUUUCGGGAAGACAGAUUGUCUCGUGCAUGCAGUCACAGUUAUUAAAACGUAACCCAUACUUGGGUCUUGGACAAUUGACACGCACGAUAUCUUCGCAUCAUGUCUCAAAGAAUAUUGAAUUGCUUACACAAAAUAAUCGUGUUAUCUCAUCUAAAAACAUUGCUCAGACUCUAAAUGUAGCAAACAAUCGUCCUUUGUUAGUCAUUCUCACUUGGCUACUAUCAGAGCGACGACACGUUAUGAAAUUUGUUAAUUUGUAUAUGGAACAAGGUUUUGACGUCGUAGUGGUAUCCCUUACGCCUUGGCAACUUUUGUGGCCUACAAAGGGUGCUAGGCUAGUGGCAGCGGAUUUGUUAACUUUCUUAAAGCAAAACGAAAGUUACCAACAAAUUCUGUUACAUGGGUUUUCAGUGGGCGGUUACAUGUGGGGUGAAGCUUUAGAUUUGAUACAAAGCAACAAGGACAAAUACAAUACUGUUACAGACAGAAUUAUUGGACAGGUAUGGGAUAGCAUAGCUGACAUUAGUCAAAUUCCAAUUGGUUUCCCUCGUGCAGUAUUCCCGAAAAACAUGAUGUUGCAAUCUAUGUUACAAAAAUACGUAGAAUAUCACAUGAAGACAUUCCAUAAACAAGCGACACAGUAUUACAUUCGAUCCAGUCAGAUAUUUCAUGCUGCUAAUGUACUACGCGUACCAGCAUUAUUGUUUGUAAGCAAAACUGAUCCUAUUGGAACUGUAACCAGCAAUUUAGCUUUACGCGAUGCCUGGGAAUCUUUAGGAAUAAAGACAUACAUGAAGAUAUUCGAAGAGUCGCCGCACGUUGCCCACUUCUAUACGUAUCCUAAGGAAUAUGUUGCCGAACUCUACGCCUUCUUACAAAAAUUAAAUUUAAUACAAAACGAAGAAAAGAUUAGAGCGCGUCUUUAAGUAUCUCAAGAGCGCGCUAUUCUUUCACAUGUGUAGUUGUAUUUUUUAUAUGAAGUUGCCUUUUCGAUUACAUUCUGUUUCGUACACUUAACACUUGCCACAUGCAUAAUAUACUUACACAAUAGACGAUUUUGUAUAUAUUUAAAUUUACAAAAUAUAAAAUUUUGCGAGCAAUCGACAUCAAGUU
Molecule: messenger RNA, 1620 nt
Organism: Mycetomoellerius zeteki
Lineage: Eukaryota; Metazoa; Arthropoda; Insecta; Hymenoptera; Formicidae
Product: transmembrane protein 53-like lethal (2) k09913
Exons: 6
Coding region: 480-1433 (317 amino acids)
Molecular function (GO): serine hydrolase activity
Source: RefSeq, a predicted model, not a curated record